GCAGUUAUACAUGCUACAAGUUUCUUAAUAGCAUUAGCUAUUAUAGCUGAAACAUUAAAAUGUGGAUUGGACAUACCAAUUGUUAUAGAUGUCAGUUGCAGUAUAAGCAAUGAAAACAAAACUGCAAUGCAACAAACAAUCCCAAAUAUAGCAUUCCAACUAAAUACUUUAACUGGGUGUGGUGACUAUGCGUUAGAAAGUAGAAUGACAGUUAUCACAUUUGCCCGAGAACUGAAACUCCAAUGGAGCCUGAACGCAGUCGAUAGUUGUAGCAGCUUAGAAAGACAUCUCACUGGUGUGGAUUUAUUGAGACCGAUGGGGUGUAAUACUAAAACGAGUGAAGCCAUAAAAAUUGCAUAUCAGGAACUUGUCAGUAGCAAACGUCCAAACAA
Messenger RNA from Owenia fusiformis, 392 nucleotides. The record is from the annotation of a GenBank genome assembly. Lineage: Eukaryota; Metazoa; Annelida; Polychaeta; Sabellida; Oweniidae.